ACUGUUUGCUCGAUUAAGGCUAAGGCUUUAGAAACAUACUGACCCGCUGUUCUUGUUCUUAAUUCUUAUUGUUUGUGUGCAAAAAAAUAGAAACUUGCAAAAACAAAAAUAGAAAGGAAAUGAAAAUCAUUGAAAUUGUAUGUGUAUGUUCAUGGACACAUAAUAACUCAGGCCAAUUGGACGCAUUAAAACAUAUUAUAGGACAAAUCACAUGUGCAACUGCGAUAUUAAGCAUUAGCAUACAAAUACAAACCCGAAGGGGCAUUUACGAAGAUGUCACAAAAUCAAUCCUAUUUCUGGCAAACAACCAGGCACAAUGUUUACCUAAAACGCUCAGCGAAAUGGCAUAUGCUAAUUGCGCUAAUGAUAGCGAUUACAUUUUCGACUGUGUGUGCGGAUGAAUUUCAGGAACCAAACAUAAAUGACAAUGUGGCAGUACAAAAGGGUGUACAAACAAACGUCGGUGACUCUCCAAUGCUAGAUAGGGAAAUUGAAUUGAGUUCGACACAACACAAAUUGGCAGAUGAUCACUUGGAGGCAAAGAAGAAAGCUGGCUUUAUUGAUGCAUUCACUGCAUCAAUAUCUGUUAUAUUGUUAACAGAAUUAGGCGAUAAGACUUUCUUUAUUGCUGCCAUUAUGGCCAUGCGCCAUCCACGUUUGAUUGUCUUUGGCGGUGCUAUUGCCGCCUUGGCUCUGAUGACGGUACUCUCAUGCGUAUUCGGCUGGGCAGCGAACUUUAUUCCUAAGGUUUAUACUUAUUAUAUCUCAACUGCAUUAUUUAUAAUAUUUGGCUUGAAAAUGUUGUACGAAGGCUUUAAAAUGAAACCUACCGAUGCUCAAGAGGAGCUGGAAGAGGUGCAAACAGAUCUGCGGAAACGCGAGGAUGAGCUGUUGCGCAAAUCGGCGCGCGGCAAAUACGAAGAUGCUGAUGGAAAACGAAAAAAUAGCAACUCGGACAAGGAGGAUGCCGCCGAUCAGGCUCUGAUCCAUGGGAACGCACGCAAUUCCGGCACAUCGAACACCUCAGAGAUGCAGCACCGUCAGCGAAAGCAACGUAGCAACAACUACAACAACAACAAUACAUCCACCACAUCUACGAAUAAGCAAACAAGCUGUGAUAAAACUGGUUCCGAUAAUGAUUUUAAUGCCCAGCAUGAUUCUGAAGUCUUCCUCAAAGAAGACGGGCGUGUGGUGGAACAACUGAAAAUGUCCACGUUCCUCAACAACAGUCCGGCCCAUUCAGGAUCGAUCGCAUCGAACCAAACCGAACAAACAAUUUGCGCCAGUCCCCGAAACAAUUUAAUUGCGAAUGGUGAAAAGUGCAAUAACACUGCGGCAACCGAUGGUUCAGCAAUUGCCGGCGGGUCAGCACCACUUGCUGGACACGAUAGCCUGCAUAGUUUGAAUGGCAGUUGUUCAUCGUCAUUGGCUGCGGAGCCAAAUGCUGCUGGAUCGGCAAAUGGCUCCCUCAAACGGCUGGAUCGUGAUGUUAAGGGCGCUCUUCUCCACGACCCAGAGCAAGGAAUACGUCGCCAAUCGAAACGUCUCACUGCUACCUACUUUACCAUGCGCAUCUUUGCCCAGGCCUUUACAAUGACUUUCCUAGCCGAAUGGGGCGAUCGCUCUCAACUGACUACCAUUAUUCUGGCCGCUAGCAAGGACGUCUAUGGUGUUAUCACUGGUGGCGUAAUUGGUCACUGUAUUUGCACUGGAUUGGCUGUGAUUGGCGGUCGUCUAGUGGCUUCCAAAAUCUCCGUGCGAACUGUCACUGUUGUGGGUGGCAUUGUAUUCAUUGGUUUUGCUGCCUAUGCGCUGCUGAUGCCGCCCGACGACCUCUACGACUAGAAUGUGCACAAACAAACAGUUCAAAACCACUUGUUGACGACCUCCCCAAACAUAAAAAAUGUUUUAGUGUUAAUAUUACGAGGAGCCGAAGCAGCAGGCGAGCAAUUGCUUCUGGUAUUUGCUUUAAAUUUCUGAAAUUAUGAUACAGACACACCUCAGCUUUAGCUUCUUGCUAUGUCAAAGUGCCUUCAGUGCUUCUCGCUUUAGCCAUGACAUAAGAAUUUAGUUCAAAGAUUUUUUGUUGCCGAGCCCAUAACCCAAACACGAAUAGUAUUUCAGUUAAAAACACAUUCGAUUUAAGUAUUAAAGUUUUGUAAAUACUUAUCUAUGUAAGCUAAGUUGCAAUGUUUUUUUUCUGGCUCCUCUUAGUCGAGUGUAUUUAUGUAGCAGCGAUUACUUAAGAUAAAUUGAGUAUAUUGGAUAUUUGUUCAACUCAUGCAUAAACAAAUUAUUAAAUGCAAAGCCGAUUGUUAUACCGCAAAUAUAAAA
Messenger RNA from Scaptodrosophila lebanonensis, 2334 nucleotides. Its product is annotated as transmembrane protein 165. The record is from RefSeq and is a predicted model, not a curated record. Gene Ontology annotation, cellular component: Golgi apparatus. Bases 274 to 1845 code for a protein of 523 amino acids. The transcript has 7 exons. Gene Ontology annotation, molecular function: manganese ion transmembrane transporter activity; calcium ion transmembrane transporter activity. NCBI's taxonomy places the organism in Eukaryota, Metazoa, Arthropoda, Insecta, Diptera, Drosophilidae. Gene Ontology annotation, biological process: calcium ion transmembrane transport; manganese ion transmembrane transport; Golgi calcium ion transport.